GUUUGUAAUGAACGUGGCUUAUACGGAUAAUCCCCGAAGUAAAUCAAAAAUAUGUUUAAAUAUACGCUUUUUUUCAUAAUUGCUACUGAAGUGUGUGCCAAACUAGAUGAGAAGAUAGAAUGUGAUCGAAGACCGUUGGGGGCGAAAACAUACCCUCUGCCUUCAGACAACAGGUUUGCGCUGAAGAUUAGCGGACUCGAAAAUGAAUACAUACCCGAUAAGGAAUAUCCUAUAACAUUGUAUUCUCGAGACAACAUAUCAACAUUCAUUGCAUUCACAAUAUCGGCUAGGGAAGAUGAGAUAUUGAAUGGAAAGAAUGGCAGACCGCUGCACCUGCACCCAGGGCGGAUAUUCCCGUCCCGCUACUCCGAUGAGGGCAUGAUCAGCCCCAACUGUAAUAACACCGUCAUACAAGCGAAUAUCAACCCUAAGUAUCAUGUGGAGGCAUCCUGGAGAGCACCUCCAAAGGACAACAAGUGUGUGACGAUCUACGCUCUAGUGGCAGUCAAAUACGACGUUUGGUAUGACUAUGAUGGCCCACUCUCCAAAAGGGUUUGUGAGGAUCGCCGCAAGGCAGCUGACAUGCCACCUAUCAUAAAUGAUGACAACUGUAAUGUGUGUGAAGAUGCUAAGUUUCAGCUAACCUUCGAAGGCACAUGGUCAUUCAACACGCACGAGUUCAUGUUCCCGAAGACGCCCGGCGUGGCGCGCUUCAGCGACAUCGUGGGCGCGUCUCACGGCAACGGCUUCUGUCUCUACAAGCUCAACAAGAUGGCCACCGAGGGGCUCAAGAUGCUCGCUGAGCAGGGGAACACUACGCAGCUGGAGCAGGAGGUGCAGCAAGAGUUGGGCAACAAAGUGAGGACAAUUAUAAAAGCGACAGAGCCACCCAGUCCAAGCAUGUCGACCAGUGCGGUGUUCAGAGCUGGACCCAAUCACCAUCGAGUGUCCAUGGUGGCAGCCAUCAUACCCUCGCCUGAUUGGUUCCUCGGAGUAGCGGACUUCGAACUGUGUUCGAUAGAGACCAAGUACUGGGCCGAGAAUUUGACUCUCAAUCUGUAUCCUAUCGAUGCGGGCACGGACAGUGGCAUGGAUUUUGAAUCUCCAAAUGAGGGAACAAUGCCACCUAAGCCGAUUUCUCUAGCGGUCAUAAACCGUGAAGCAUUGAAGGAUGAUGAGAAAAAGAAGCCAUUUGCCAAACUCCAUAUAAAACUCCUGAAGACCUACAGCAAUCCCGCAUGUAAGGAUUAUGAAGAAGAGAACGAAGUCCCAAGUUAUGGUGGAGAAGAUUCAACUAGCAGAGAUUAUGUAACUUAUACAAACUAUAAAGACAACUUUGAGCCGCCGCAGUACACCACGUCAAGCGAGGAACCCUCGAUGCCGGACGGGGCUGGUGACCCUGAAUGCCCGGUGCAGUGGGAGAAGUGGCUGAGCUGCGAGGGCGAGUGCCGGGAGGGCGUGCUGCGCGGCUACCGGAGCCGCCUCGGCAACCACGUGGUCGACGGCGUGCCGGUCGGGAAGUAUGCUAAUGAUGGAUCUGGAAAUAAUUUCAAGAUACCAAAAGAGUGUCUAGAUAUCCCACUAAUUACUACUGAAGAAUGUGAGGAACCAUGCAAUGAAAGCUCCACGACCGAUCCACCGUUCGCCCCUGGAGAAAAGUGGUUGUAAUAAAUAAAUACUUACUUAAUUAAAUAAAGCAAGCAUUAUUUUGAAAACAUCACCGUGUACACUAUUAACCACGUAACUUGAACAAAUGGCCAUCAAAUGGCGGUUAUUAUGUCAACG
This is a messenger RNA of Plutella xylostella (diamondback moth), 1785 nucleotides long. NCBI's taxonomy places the organism in Eukaryota, Metazoa, Arthropoda, Insecta, Lepidoptera, Plutellidae. The record is from RefSeq and is a predicted model, not a curated record.